AUGGACCUCUUCCAUAGGGCUAAGCGCAUGAUCCCGACGGCUCAGCUCGAGCUGCCUACACUUGACGAGAAAAGAGGAGGCGCCCGACAAAAAGGAUGGGCUGCUCGCCUCGCCUUUUUCCGGAGACCGUUGCGGCUGCGAGGAAACUCGGCCGUCUCUGUGCCGCUUGGCGUCGUCAUCCUCUUUCCUCUGAUUGUCGUCAUUCUUAUUCUGGUGCUGUUCGUCCGGCAUCCCACCAACAACGGCAGCAUCCUCGUUCCAGCUGGCGCACCGCCAGCCAUUAGAAAAAUCAGUGAAAAGUACGACAAGGUCUUUCUCACUGGCUGCCAACCCCCCGACAACAAGCAACCGAGAGCAAAUGCCACCUUCGUCGUCCUUGCCCGAAACAAGGAGCUCGAGGGUGUUCUCCAGUCGAUCAAGUCCGUCGAGCGCCAUUUCAAUCGCUGGUUCAACUACCCCUACGUCUUCCUCAAUGACGGCGACUUUAACGAGACCUUCAAGGAGACUGUUCGCAACCACACUUCGGGUACCGUCGAGUUUGGCAAGGUUGGCCCCGACAUGUGGGGAUUCCCCGACUGGAUCGACACCAAGGUAGCCAAGGAGGGUAUCGCCAAGCAAGGUGAUAAUGCCGUCAUGUACGGUGGACUCGAAAGCUACCAUUUCAUGUGCCGCUUCUACUCUGGAUUCUUCUUCAACCACCCGCUCCUUCUCAAGUAUGAGUGGUACUGGCGUGUUGAGCCUGAAAUCACCUAUUUCUGCGACAUCACUUACGAUCCUUUCCUCAAGAUGAUUGAGAACAAGAAGACGUACGGCUUCACCAUUGCCAUCAAAGAACUCCGCGAAACAGUCCCCAAUGUUUUCCGCUACGCCUCCGCCUACAUGCGAAACAACAACAUUACCUCCAAGGGUCUCUGGGAAAUGUUCCUCGAACCCCGCAAGAAGCAGCCCGAGGUCAUCAAGGACGCCCUUCCCGAAGAGAUUGCCCAGAGCGAGCCUGGUAGCGGUGCACUGCCCGACAUUGACCCGGAGACGAUGGAGGGCGACAGCUACAACAUGUGCCAUUUCUGGUCCAACUUUGAAAUUGCCCGCCUCAGCUGGUUUCGCAGUAAGGAGUACCAAGACUUUUUUGAGACGCUUGACCGCAGUGGCGGCUUCUGGAUGGAACGUUGGGGCGAUGCUCCUAUCCACUCUCUUGCUGCUGGUGCUCUCCUGGGUCCUAGUGAUGUCCAUUACUUCCGCGAUAUUGGAUACCGUCACACCACGAUUCAGCACUGCCCUGCGAAUGCCCCUGAGGCCCGACAACUUCCACCCAUCCCGUAUCUCGACCCCAACACCAAGGACGAAAAGAAGCGCCAGGAGGAAGACGACUACUGGGGCAAGUACGAUGAGCCGCAAGAAAACGGUGUUGGCUGCCGCUGCCGCUGUGACACCGACAUUGUUGACGUUGAGGGCAAGGAGGGCUCAUGUAUGGCCGAAUGGGUCGAUGUUGCCGGUGGCUGGGCCAGCCCUUAG
Messenger RNA from Cordyceps fumosorosea ARSEF 2679, 1512 nucleotides. RefSeq names its product alpha-1,2-mannosyltransferase Kre5. The coding region runs from base 1 to 1512 and encodes 503 amino acids. The transcript is spliced from 5 exons. Gene Ontology annotation, biological process: cell wall mannoprotein biosynthetic process; protein N-linked glycosylation. Gene Ontology annotation, cellular component: membrane; Golgi apparatus. Gene Ontology annotation, molecular function: alpha-1,2-mannosyltransferase activity. NCBI's taxonomy places the organism in Eukaryota, Fungi, Ascomycota, Sordariomycetes, Hypocreales, Cordycipitaceae. The record is from RefSeq and is a predicted model, not a curated record.